AUGGGAGGCUGGAAGAUGGAGGUGAUCAAAGUGGGCGUGUAUCUGGCUAUUCCGCUAGGCAUUCUCACCAUGUCAAACAUGCCGCGCUACUUGGAACGUAAUCAUGACGCCCAACGAUUGAGUGUCUACGAGCAGACUGGGGUCAGUAAACAAAUUGAAUUCAUCUCCUUUUAUGCCAGUUUCAGGUGUUGCCUAGCUUAAAUUUAUUUUGCUUGUAUGCGAUCGUCACAGACUGGAGUGUUGCAAACAGUGCUUCGAUUAACUGACGUUGAUAUCAACAGUCUGACCGCCGCGAACGACGAUGUCAGCAGUGUGACACGCGAUCUAGCAGGAGCUGCGGGUGGUGACUGGCGCGUGAAUAAGUUUACGGUGUUAGUAGGCUUGCGCAGUAUCUAGCGCACUCUCUCCUCCCCCAUCUGGGCUCGGUGUCAAGAAGAUCGAACGUGUGAUCGGCGCAGUGAUUGAUAAAGCUAAACAGCCCGUCUCUUUGUGCCACACACGCAUGGUACGUACCCGGCGGAUCAGGUUUUCACAUAAAAAAGUCAGGGGGCGACUUGAAUCCCAACUAAAUGCGAGUGCCAUUAGGGCCGCAUUAAGAAGGAACCAUUACGGUCUGACUCUCCGCCCUGAGUGGAGGACUGAGUUAUUCCGUCAUUUGGUAGCCUUCCCAACCACGACUUUGGCUAGAUCGCAGUUGGUAGCCAGGCUACGUAUUACAGGUGGCUGGGGUGUUUGUUUACUGUGGGCUUCCAUAUUCACAUCUGACCUAUUUGGCCUCCGUUGUACGUGUGAGGUGAGGAUUAGGAUACCAGUUAAUGGUUUUCGAUUUUCGGGUUAGGGUUAUGCCCUUAGGCUUAGGUUUUCAGGUUACGGUUAGGGUUUGAGCGUAGAUUAGGUUUCAGUAUUGCGGUUAGGUCAUUCAUUUACGGCUAUGCCUAAGGUCUACAGUUACGUUUACGAUUUCGGUUAGGGUUAGGGUAAGGGUUGAUGUUAGGGUUAACGGUUGAAGUUUAAGUUAGAGGUUAGGGUUAGGGUUAAGGCUAUGCUUAUGGUUAAGGUCGUCGUCAGCUUCCCAAUUGCUGCCUACCAACUGCGAUCUAGCCACGACUUUUAGUGUGCCGUAAUAGAUACAAACGCGUCAGCUUAUUUGUACUGAGGAAUAUGUGCUGAGUGCUGCGUGGACGCGGUACCCAAAGUCGGCCUCAGUCCUUCUUUCCUCUCCUGACAGUUCGACCAUCGUUGACGACGAUGUCCACCGUGUGCCGCGCAGCAGGGACGGUGACUUACGCGUGAAUUAGUUUAUAGUGAUAGUAGGCUUGCAAAGCAUCUACCGCCCUCUCUCCUCCCCCACCUGGACCCGGUGUCAAGACAGAGUCAAGAAGACCGGUGGCGGGGAAGGGCGAAGGUGGAUGGCACGUUCGAGCUCGCACCUUGAAGCUCCACUGCGCACCUCCUGGUCCACACAGCAAAUGACCAGGAUUUUAACCAACAACAACAGAAGGGGCUGGCGCGGCCUGGGCAGAGGAGGAGAGAGUGCGGUAGACGCUGUGCAAGUGUACUACCACCAUAAACUAAUUCGCGCACAAGUCACCAUGCCCGCUCUCACAUCGCUGUGGAGCACGCGGUGGACACUGUCGGCUUCACUAAAAACUGGUUCGCAUGCAAGUCGCCGCUGCUGCCUCAGCGACAUUCAUCAGCUGUGGACAUCGUCACACAUGACAGUUGAACUAUCAUCGAUGAUGCGAAUUUCGGGUAAGAUGUGGUUAUAUAGCACCACCUGAUGGACACAAAACUGUUAGGGUUGGGGUUAGGGGAUAGAGUUAGGGUUAGGUGUUAGGACAGCUAUUUCUCAACCACUCAGAGUACAACCGUGCAUUCCCAAUAGCUUUUUUUCAACCUCCGGUUGAUACCAUUAGACUAAAGGCCGGUAAGAUGUGGUUAUGUAGCCCCACCUGCUGUACACAAUACGGUUAGGGUUGCGGUUAGGAUUAGGAUACAAACACGCCGUCCCAAUAGCUUUUUAUUAGCAUAUAAUUACCUGACCUCGUCUCCUGUAGGUUCCCAGUCCCAACCUGUAAAAACUAUUACCACCGGUCCCCUAUUAUAGGUGGCUGGGGUUUGUUUACUUCAGGUGGGGCUACAUAACCACAUCUGACCACAUUAAGUGUCUACAACGAUCGCUUCUCAACUCUCUGAGCUGAGGUCAUUGUAGAUAAUGCCACAGGCCGUCUACAACAGACGACCCGUCCUUGAACAAUGAAACACCAAACCGAAGUAAUCGUGUCAGACUAAUACCCAUUUAAAUAAGUAUAAUAGGUAGAAUAGUAUUACCGACAAAGACAAGGGAGACUGGAAUGGCCAUUUCUGGCUUAUUAGCCGUCGUCAGCCAGCCAUACCCAAGCCCGAAGUGUGGAACACCCGAGCCUCGAACUCGCGACCUGUUGGUUUAGAAGUCAACGCCUCUACUCACCGGGCCACGAGCCCGUUGCCCUGUCGGUAUUUUUUGUAUGCCACAGAUGCUUGGCGUCCCUCUCCCGAUCCUUACCCAGUCCAUAUCUCUCCUCGCAAAUCCAAUCUUGCAUUACACACUGAUGAGCGUUGUCGUAUAGCUUGACAAAGGACUGCAGCCUUUUAGGGUGUGGACAACUUUCAAAACCACGUCCUCUUGAUGGUUCUCAUAGUUUCAAACACCUCAGACCUAUUAUUAGUGCUGAAGUGAACGCCUGAUUGGCGUGAGGAAACCAACCCCUGGCCCAGCGUCACUCCUCUAAUGUACCAGCAGAAAGUUCAGGUUAGGCCAUAAGGAAAAGAGAUAGGGAGCAAUGACGGACAUGGUAUAGGCUCGCAUUUUGCUCAUUCCACAAGCUGUCACGUCACCCAUUGAAGGCCUAAACAACAGCCCGACUUGUUUUUGGAUCCCCAUAGUGCAAGAUGCCCCUUUCCCAGCUAUUCAGCAUUCUGAUCGACCUGACCGACUUUACCUAUCUGCGCAGUUUCUCCGCGUGCGUUGUGUGACGAGUGUUGUAGCCAGCUUUCUGACCGUCCUUUAGUCUUUCACUUAGCGGUAUACGUAGGUUUUUGUCUAACCUGCCGGAAUGCUGGGUUUUUUCCGCACACUAUGUGAUUAAUCGUCAGCCUCAGCACGCUAGCUGUUUCCUGUUUUCGAUCUUAUUUAAAAAAAUUUAUAGACCUUAUCGCGGCGAGCCUUGCGUUUUGAGAUUCUGCCUCGGAAUACGUUCACUGUUGCUUCGUGAUCGUGAUCAGCGCCUUUUGUUGCAUAGUUCACCUUUUUGUUCAAUUGAUUUAUACGGCCGUCGGUUUGUUUUGUAAGCUUCUUUGUCUGUAUCAGUGACCUGCUGGGGGAACUGCUACCUCUCUUUAUGAAGCAAAUUUCUCAUGGCCGAAAAGGGUCUGAGACGGUGCUGUUAAUUCGUAUUGACCCAACUGUGAAAAACUCGACGCCUCGGUGGGAUUCGAACCCACGCAGUAAGGGGAAGGCUUUAGUACAGCCAACGCUCUAACCACUUGAGCUACGAGGCCCCGCCGGACAACGCGAGUUUAAUCACAUUUGGGUCAAGUUACCCGCCCAACCUUCGGCAACGUCUGGAAUCCAUCAAAAGUGAUACAGUAAGUUGACUGCCCAGUCAGGAUUUCCUAAGUAAUUCACCUAGAAUCCACCAGAUGACUACCAGGCUUACGUAAUUCAUAGAUGUUUUGGCAGAUUUUGAAUAAUUCAUAUUGACUCAAAUGUGCUUAAACUCGCGUCGUCCGGCGGGGCCUCGUAGCUCGAGUGGUUAGAGCGAUGGCUGUAAUAAAGCCUUCCCCUUACUGCGUGGGUUCGAAUCCCACCGAGGCGCCGAGUUUAUCACAGUUGGAUCAAUAUGUAUUAUUCAAAACCUGCCAAAACAUCUGUGAACGGUGCUGUUAUUCCUUGGUUGGAUUAUGUCAAGUACCUGUUGGAUAUCUGUAUUUUUUUAACUGUGUUGCCAAUCUAGGUCGACAUGUCUCCAGGCGACCCUGUAUCUAUUGACGAACUUCGUGCGAGGGCUGAUGCACAGCCCAAGAUUCUCAACCUCCACCGUAUCCGUCGACCGUCUGCAGUGGCCAACAAGGACGUCACCGAAAGCCAGUCCCGUUAA
Spirometra erinaceieuropaei is the source of this 4139-nucleotide messenger RNA. The record is from the annotation of a GenBank genome assembly. NCBI's taxonomy places the organism in Eukaryota, Metazoa, Platyhelminthes, Cestoda, Diphyllobothriidea, Diphyllobothriidae.